Candida dubliniensis CD36 is the source of this 2061-nucleotide messenger RNA. Its product is annotated as crossover junction endodeoxyribonuclease. The coding region runs from base 1 to 2061 and encodes 686 amino acids. The record is from RefSeq and is a predicted model, not a curated record. Lineage: Eukaryota; Fungi; Ascomycota; Pichiomycetes; Serinales; Debaryomycetaceae. Gene Ontology annotation, cellular component: cytoplasm; nucleus. The transcript has a single exon. Gene Ontology annotation, molecular function: 5'-flap endonuclease activity; 5'-3' exonuclease activity.
AUGGGUAUUCCAGAGUUAUGGGAUUUAUUAAAACCUUCCUUUGGUAAACGAAUAUCACUUGAUGAAUUAGUUGAUCAAUCCUUAAAGGAAAGGCAACGACCACCACGUGUCGCCAUAGAUGCAUAUCUGUUUAUUUUCCAAGCAGAUCAUAGUAGUAUUAUGAUUGAUGAAAAAGAGGGAGUCCUUAUGCAAAAUGUCAUGGCCAAAAUUCUAGCAUUAGUGGGGUUAAAUAUUUCUGUCGUUAUUGUAUUUGAUGGUAUUUUAAAACCUUUCAAAUUGAAAAGCAAAGAAAAUGAAGGAUUGGUUUAUGAAGAUGAAUUACAAAGACUUUCUCUAGUUUCUAACUAUUCGGAAAAUAAUCCAUUUGUGGAACAAUUGAAAAUUGAAUUAUUUAAUAAUAAAAUUGAAUAUGUUCAAGCACCAGGUGAAGGUGAAGCUCAAUGUGCAUAUUUACAGAAACUUGGAAUUGUUGAUUAUGUCAUAUCACAAGAUGUUGAUGCAUUGGUAUUUGGUGCUCGCCAAGUAUUAAGAAAUUUCAGUAGAUUUGCUGAAGAUAUUGGGAAAUCCCCACCGAAAACUUCUGAUAUCACAGCAAGAUCAUCUUAUUAUGUGACUCCGGUGGAUAUGGAUAAAGUUGAACAAGAAACUGGACUUACGACAUCGCGACUUAUAUUUUUAGCAUCGCUUCGAGGAGGUGAUUAUUCUGUGGGGGCUAAAAAAAUGGGGAUUGUGAAUGCAAAAAAUUUGGCAUUAAGUGGUACAUCAAAGUCAAUGUAUUAUACAGAAAAUAAAAGUAAAAUACAAUUGAGAGAACUACAGAAAAGUCCACAGAAACUUAAAGGACCUCCUCCAGAUUUUGCCAAUGAAUUAAUUGAUUGUGUUCAAUCCACAGACAAAUCUAUAAAGCUUCAUCCCUGGGACCUGAGAUUAGAUCCUAAGACUCGUCGAUAUAGAUUUGAUUCUUUAUUGAAAAAAAUGAAUUUUUACUUACAGGAACAGAAUAGAGAUAUAUUCGGACGGAAAGUCACUUUUCAAGAGGAAUUUAAAUUUGAUGAAUAUUAUACUAUGUUAUAUUUGUUUCCUUUGGUGUCAGAUCAAAUACCGAUAUUUACACCUAAUACUUUAGGAACUGGAGAAUUCGAAUCAGACUUACACAUUAACCUUCCACCAAAAAUAAGAGUAUCGAGACUAAGCAAUGCCAACAGAAGAAAAUAUGUACAAAUAGUGGGUGAACCAAUUAAUGAAUUACCAGAGAAGCAGAAGAAAUUAUUUGUUCCUGAGCUGUAUAAUUGGUCAAUAAAGCAUAUUAUAUGUAAAUUGAUGACCCAUGAUUCAAAUUGGAUAAAAGUUACUAAUUACAAAGAAGAUAAUGGUUUACCCAAAGUCAUGCUUAAAUAUGAUGCCUCAAAUAUAUUUAAAGAAUAUCCUGAGUUGUUAGAAGCUAGGAGAGCAUUGGAUAAUAAUGGCCAACCACAAUCUCCAGGUAAGAAUUAUGUAUGGGUAUCACAAUCUUUAGUUGAACAUUAUAAUCCUAAAUUGGUUGAUGAAUAUGUUGAAUCAAAAAAAGAAAAAGAAUAUAUAAAGAAGUACAAAUUUUCUCCUCAAAAGACAACAUUAGAUUCACUUGAAGUUUCACCAAUAAAGAAAUCAAUACUAAAAGGGCCAGUGCCCUUUAAAUUAAAACCUAAAUCACCAAGAAAAUUAUCUCCUAAUAAAUCAACUACCUUAUCACCUAGGAAACGAAGCAAGCCGGUAUUAUUACCUGGUCAAAAACAAUUAGAUUUUUUCUUGGUUAAAAAGAAUAAUAAAGAAAAUGCCAUGAAAAGUAUACCUGAGCUAAAACCUAAUGAUAAGGAAAUUAUUGAAGAUAAUCCAUUUUUAGAUUCUUUCAAUUCAGCCAUUAAAGACAAUGAGGAAGUAAAACGGAAUUAUCAACAAGAAGAAGAAGAAGAAUCCAGACCAAUUGAAAAGCCGAUAACUGAAGAAAGAGAGAGUUACGAUGUGACGUUUUCGACAACUAUUCUGCUUGAUCGGAUAUUUAUUAAGGAUUCGGGACUUUAA